CUCAUCGAAGAAGAAGACAAAUGUGUGCCAAUCUGCUACAGGAGGCUCGAACUACAGGCACUCCUGAUGAAGUGGUGGGGGUGGGACUAACUGAAGUCCAUCCAGGAAGCGUUUUGCUGAAAACUUUCAGUUUCCAUCGAGAUAUCACGAUGGGAUAGCAGUAAUGUGAUAGUUCUGUGUAAUACAAUAUGCAAGUUUUUAGAAAAAACUAAACACAUUUCGUAACGUUAAUCCUGUGGGGGUUUUUCGGAGUUUGUUUUCAUGGCAUAGUUAGUUAAUCAUUAGCCAUGUUUAUCGUCAACCUUGUUGCAGAAUGGAUCAAUAGUAUAUGCAGAAUAGAUGCAGAAUAAGCGUUUUUUUGGACCAUCUGCUGUCUAAUCCAACAACUGUGUGGUUAAUUUACCACUGAGCUAACCCCAGCAGUAAACUCAUUUUAAAUCAUGUCGAAACUAGUGGGCAGUGCGGGGGUCUCUGUGUUGGGCGACAAAUCUUUGGAGUUUUACCGAGAUCCAGUGGCUUUUUGUGAACAGCGUAUUGAAAAGCAUGGGACACGGAUAUUUCAAUCAAGACUUCUGAACAAGCCAACUUCCUUCGUCUGUUCGGUGGAAGGGAUGAAGGAAUUACUUUGCGAGAAGUCAUCUGUGUUCCUGAAAGACCCCACUGAUGUAAUGCACAACAUGUAUGGAGACAACAUAGUGACUGCUAAUGGCGAGGAAGCCUGCUUGCUGCGUCUGUCUCUCACCAACCUUUUCACAGGAAAGUGUCUGGCCUCAGGCUCUGACCUCAUUAACAGUGUUUCUGAACGGUGCUUGAAGGACCUUUCUGCAACUGGGGAGCCCGUGUCGGUGUACCCUCUGUUUAAACGACUGGGAACAGAACUGGUGUUGGGGCUGUUCCUGAAUGUGAACCCAGAUGAGACACCAGAGCUUUUCCAGGACAUUACAGCACUCUGUACCCUACACUGGCAUGGGAUCAUCUCAACUCCAGUCUGUGUGAAGGUUCCUCUGUGGUCCUCUGGCUUUUGCACAGCACUGGAGGCUAAAGACAAGCUCAUGGACAUCAUUAAAGACAAGCUGGAGUGUCAGAGACAGGGGUUUGUAGGUUAUCUCCGUGAUCUACCUCUCCCUGAUGCCAGUGGUGCCUCCCAGCAUCUGCUGUUGUUCAUCUCUGCUCUGAUCCCCAAAGCCCUGGCAUCCUUACUCACCUCCUUCACCCUGGUUCUGAGUGGAGCAGGCAAGAAGGAAAUUAGGAACCGUGCGAGGGCAGACCCUGAUUACCUUUACUACGUCCUCCUGGAAGUACAGAGACUUUGGCCUCCGUUCAUUGGUGGAAGACGAAUAGCCAAUCAUGACACUACUCUGGGAGGCUUCCACAUUCCCAAGGGUUACGCUGCCAUGUACAUCAGCCACUCCAUCCACCGCGACCCGGAAGUGUUCCACCAGCCAGAAGACUUCCUGCCAGAGAGGUGGAGUGGAAGAAACGCAGGACAGGAGCACCUUCUCUGCAGCCUAGGCAACGGCCCCAGGAACUGCAUCGGAGUCCAGCUGAACAACGUCUUUCUCAAGGCAGCGUGUGGGUACCUGCUCCAGCACUAUGAUUGGGACCUGAGCCCCUACUCGCAGGACCUCCAGUACAAAUGGUUGCCUGUGUCCCGGCCCACUGUCCCUCCAAUGGUGAGCUUCACUGAGCUGGAGAGCAGUGCCACAGACCUGCCUGAUAGUCCACCCUAAAGACCAAAGCAUGGACACUGAGGGGCAGGUGGAUAGGACGAGGAGAGGCCCCGCUGUAGCAGUGGUCCUAAUGGUCUCUCAAGGACACCAGUAUGGGCAGGUCUUAGUUAUAACCCGUCACUCGAUCUUCCUGUACUGAUUUUUAAAGAUAAUGUUGAUAUGGAUCACUGUUCACAUCUUGAUACUGUAUAUUGGCCAGAACAGGACUGAAAACAGUGACAGUGUCAUACAGUUGAAGUCGGAAGUUUACAUACACCUUAGCCAAAUACAUUUAAACUCAGUUUUUCACAAUUCCUGACAUUUAAUCCUAGUAAAAAUUCCCUUCACCACUUUAUUUUAAGAAUGUGAAAUGUCAGAAAAAUAGUAGAGAGAAUGAUUUAUUUCAGCUUUUAUUUUUUUCACACAUUCCCAGUGGGUCAGAAGUUUACAUACACUCAAUUAGUAUUUGGUAGCAUUGCCUUUAAAUUGUUUAACUUGGGUGAAUCAUUUCGGGUUGCCUUCCACAAGCUUACCACAAUAAGUUGGGUGAAUUUUGGCCCAUUCCUCCUGACAGAGCUGGUGUAACUGAGUCAGGUUUGUAGGCCUCCUUGCUCGCACACGCUUUUUCAGUUCUGCCCACACAUUUUAUAUAGGAUUUAGGUCAGGGCUCUGUGAUGGCCACUCCAAUACCCUGACUUUGUUGUCCUUAAGCCAUUUUGCCACAACUUUGGAAGUAUGCUUGGGGUCAUUGUCCCGUUGGAAGACCCAUUUGCGACCAAGCUUUAACUUCCUGACUGAUGUCUUGAGAUGUUGUUUCAAUAUAUCCACAUAAUUUUCAUCCCUCAUGAUGCCAUCUAUUUUGUGAAGUGCACCAGUCCAUCCUGCAGCAAACCACCCCCACAACAUGAUGCUGCCACCCCCGUUCUUCACGGUUGGGAUGGUGUUCUUCGGCUUGCAAGCAUCCCCCUUUUUCCUCCAAACAUAAUGAUGGUCAUUAUGGCCAAACAGUUCUAUUUUUGUUUCAUCAGACCAGAGGACAUUUCUCCAAAAAGUACGAUCUUUGUCCCCAUGUGCAGUUGCAAACCAUAGUCUGGCUUUUUUAUGACGGUUUUGGAGCAGUGGCUUCUUCCUUGCUGAGCGGCCUUUCAGGUUAUGUCGAUACAGGACUCGUUUUACUGUGGAUAUAGAUACUUUUGUACCUGUUUCUUCCAGCAUCUUCACAAGGUCCUUUGCUGUUGUUCUGGGAUUGAUUCGCACCAAAAUACGUUCAUCUCUAGGAAACAGAAAGUGUCUCCUUCCUGAGUAGUAUGACGGCUGCAUGGUCCCAUGGUGUUUAUACUUGCGUACUAUUGUUUGUACAGAUGAACGUGGCACCUUCAGGCGUCUGGAAAUUGCUCCCAAGGAUUAACCAGACUUGUGGUCUACAAUUUCUUUUUCUGAGGUCUUGGCUGAUCUCUUUUGAUUUUCCCAUGAUGUCAAGCAAAGAGGCACUAAGUUUGAAGGUAGGCCUUGAAUUACAUUCACAGGUACAACUCCAAUUGACUGAAAUGAUGUCAAUUAGCCUAUCAGAAGCUUCUAAAGCCAUGACAUAAUUUUCUGGAAUUUUCUAAGUUGUUUAAAGGCACAGUCAACUUAGUGUAUGUAAACUUCUGACCCACUGGAAUUGUGAUACAGUGAAUGUGAAAUACAGUGAUACAGUGAAAUAAUCUGUCUGUAAACAAUUGUUGGAAAAAUUACUUGUGUCAUGCACAAAGUAGAUGUCCUAACCGACUUGCCAAAAGUAUAGUUUGUUAACAAGACAUUUGUGGAGUGGUUGAAAAACGAGUUUUAAUGACUCCAACCUAUAAGUGUAUGUAAACUUCCGACUUCAACUGUAUCUCUGUUCCUGAGUCCGCCUCGUAGGGGACUGUUUCCUGACUACUGCCGAGGUGUGGUGGUCUUUCCAGCGCUUAUAGCUGCCGAAGCAUCACUCAGGCAGAGCCAGCUUCAGGCAUAAGUUACAUAAGCGGUCACUUAGUGCCCCUGGCCACUAGGAGGCCCCUGACCUCAAUUAGCCUUGUCAGUUAACACUUUUUAUAUUGGUAAGUUAGUUUAGUUAGCUGUUCCCUCUGUGUCACUGAAGCUUUCUCCGCUAAAUCUACUGCCCAGCCUUUAUGAACUACCUGGCUGAACAACACAUUAUCAUCUGAAGCUGUGGAAGAACAUUGCCCAAGACCUACCAGAUCAUUUGUUUUGUUUGUUUUUUAUUCAUCUUUGAGAUUCUCUUUGUAAUGAACAGCACUAUAUAAAAUAAAUUAUGCAGAUUUUUAACUUUUUUUUAUUGUCAAGUUGCUGCCAAUGAUUGUAAUAUAGGUACAUACUGCAGCCUACAUUAGAUGAGGUUGCCCUAUUUUAAGAUUGUUAUUGUUUAUGUGUGUGUUUAUUUAACCUUGGGGAAAAAACUACUGUAUCACACUUUGGAUGCUUUAGGAGUGUCUCUAUCACUGCACCGUUAGCCUGUCAUAUGACAGGGGUCUUAAUAGUUCUGCAGCACCAGAAGUCAAGGAAUGCCCUCAGAUUUCAGCGUUGCACCAAGGGCUCCUGAAAUGUUCCCCCUCUCACUCUCACUUAGCAACCAGAAGUGCUUAGCAACGGUUCGUCCUGGCUACUCAGAGGUACCUAGCCCAUGUUAUUGUCUGGCUGCUUAUUAUCAUGCAGCUCUCACCCUCACACAGACAGACAUCUUAACAUUAAACCUUUUGUUUAUUAUAACGGAGGGAACGGAAAUAUCUUAUGAAUGGCAAUGAAGCGCAAGCUGUUUUAGGUGAAUGUGAAUAUGUCAAUGGAUAUUUCAUAAUGUACAUGUUUUCUGAUUAGUUUUUUCUGUUCAAUAUUUACUCUGAAAUGAUAGCCAUUCUAGACUACUCUUAAAGGUUAAAUAUUAGUACUGUAUAAUAUAUUUUAAUCGAUCUUUAUUAAAGAUUAUGAUAAACUGUGAAAAGAUGAUUAUGUAUCUGAUCAUUACAAUAGUAAUUGAGCUAUUUUUUCAUGAGACAGAUUGUGAUAAUAUAAAUCAUAACUUAUUUCUUCAGGUCAUGUAAUAUCCUCUGUAUUACCUGGAAACACAAUUCCAUCAGAUUUCAUACUUCUUUUUAAAUGUAAUGUUCAUUUUAAAAGUUCUAUCAAAUAUUUAUUAUGCAUUUACUAUGUACUGAUAUUUUGUAGGUAAUAAUGUUUCCACUCUGUUUUUCUGUCAAUCACAAGUGGUAAAUCCCUAAGAAUGCAAGCUAUUUGAACAUAGAAACUCUCACUUUCUUAAGAAAAACACUAGCACAACAGCAGUUCAGUCUUAGUUAGUGAACAAAUCUAUUAAAUGUAAGUUAUGUUGCUUAUCCUGGCUAAUGUUCCUAUAAAGUCUACAGGACACUAUUGUUCAGCGCUGCUACAGAUGUAGGAUCUUAAUUUGAGCCAGUUUGCUACAGCAGGAAAAUAAUCCUGCAGCAACAGGAAUUUUUUAUUAUUUUGUGGAUUUUAAUUAAGUUUUUUGUAGGGGUUGAUACAUUUUUCGUGAAGGGAAAAUCUAGUCUGAAAUUUCAAAGUGGAAAUUACACAUUUCAGAAGCCUUUUUAAACCUCAAAUACACUACAAGUUUUACAUUUCCUGCAUUUCAGGAAAGUUCUCCUUGAACAGGGUGAUCAAAUUAAAAUCCUACAUGUGGACACUGCAUAAACCUGUUGUCAGCACACAUGAACACACUUUAGACAUUGCUUUGCUUGCACUAUUACAGACAGGCUGGAGACAGAAGGUAAAUAAUAGCUGAUUUGUGUCAAUAGGAGUAAUGCAUGAAUCACUCUUGUUUUUCCAUUUAAGUUUCAUGUUGAAUAUAUAUGCAGGAAAUACAAACUUGUAGUGUGUUCAAGGCUUGAAAAGGCUUCUAAAGUCUGUAAUUUUCACUUUAAUGUCAGACUUGAUUUGCCCUAACGAAAAAUGUAUUACACCCUACAAAAAAAUUAUGUUAAUUAUAAUCCACAUAAUUAUUCACAUUUCCUGUUGCUAAAGGAUUAUUUGCCUGCUGUAGCAAACUGGGUCAAAUUAAGAUCCUUCAUCUGUAGUAUCGACAUUCUGGUCUGUGUGUGUGUUCUGUAUUUUCCACUGUUUUGUGCAGAAUAAUUAAACCCAUUCCGUUUACCUUC
Messenger RNA from Salvelinus fontinalis (brook trout), 5881 nucleotides. RefSeq lists its product as uncharacterized. Gene Ontology annotation, biological process: sterol metabolic process. Gene Ontology annotation, molecular function: monooxygenase activity; oxidoreductase activity, acting on paired donors, with incorporation or reduction of molecular oxygen; iron ion binding. Lineage: Eukaryota; Metazoa; Chordata; Actinopteri; Salmoniformes; Salmonidae. The transcript has 11 exons. The record is from RefSeq and is a predicted model, not a curated record. The coding region runs from base 441 to 1730 and encodes 429 amino acids.